AUGUACUCAGCAUGCCAACUCAGCCUCGGCACUGCAAUGCAGCGCUGUGCAUUUGGCCAAGUCAUGCCACACUCUCACACACCCACACACACACUGACACCGCACACACGUGCACUGAUCUCUGUGAGACAACAUGUGUUGUGUGUGUGUGUGUGUUUGGAGUGUGUUUCCGGUUGAUUGUCAACCUUGCAGUGUUUGGGUCUCUGCAGCGGCGAGCUGCGAUGUCUCUCAGCCUCUGCAGGGCAGUUAGCCGCAUUAGCUCCCUGCUUGUCCUCAGAUGACUCCUCCUCCUCCUCCUCUUCCUCCUCGGCUGUCUGCUGUAUCCCUGCCUUCCCCCUCCUCCUCCUCCACUCCUGUGACACACCAGACGAUGCAUUGACUGAGCGGAGGAGAAGAAGAAAACCUCUCCCAGCCUGCCAGCCGUCCUGCCUGCUGCAUGGAGACGGAGAGGAGGAAGAGGAGCAGAAGGAGAACAUUGACCAGAACUCUGCAGGACCAGGUGAGUCCGGCGUGGAACCGUGGGGAGCCUGAGUGAGGUCUGCUCAGUCUGGACUGAAGUAAGGGAGGACCGCCCAGCCAACCGGGGACGUCCCUCUGGCAUCCACAAUACUUUUCUGCUGGGGUCGUUGGUGUCCAUCGCAAGCGGUUGCUUGUGUACAGUUCUUCAUAGGAUCCUCUUGCAUUCCGCCAGACCUGCUGCCAGCUCCUGAACCACCUGAACCUCCCUUGGCUCCUGAACCACCUGAACCUCCCUUUGCUCCUGAACCACCUGAACCUCCCUUGGCUCCUGAACCACCUGAACCUCCCUCGGCUCUGACCUCAUGGAUGUGAAACCUUUGUCAGGACUCUUGCGCAGCAUUCCCGACACUUAACCGCACCCGGUGUUGACCCCUGUUCCAGUUUCCUGUCCUGCAGAGCGCUGCAUCCAUCAUGGCGGAGGGGCUGCUGCAGGUAGAGAUCCCGGACUUCGGCAGUAACGUGUUGGGCAGCCUGAACGAACAGCGGCUGCUGGGCCACUACUGCGACGUCUCCAUCCUGGUCCAGGGACAGGCCUUUAAGGCACACCGGGCCGUCCUGGCGGCCUCCUCACUCUACUUCAGAGACCUCUUCAGCUCUGUGGCGGACCCCUCCUCCUCCUCUUCCUCACUAUCCUCCUCCCAGGCCGUCUUUGAGCUUCCGUCGUCGGUGACGCCGGCGUGUUUCCAGCAGAUCCUGUCGUUCUGCUACACCGGACGGCUCAGCAUGGCCGCCAGCGAGCAGCUGGUGCUCAUGUACACCGCCGGCUACCUGCAGAUCCAGAACAUCGUGGAGCGAGGCAUGGAGCUGAUGAUGAUGAAGGCGUCCUCCUCAUCCUCUCCGCUGUGCUGCGACUCUCAGACGACUUCAGCAGAUGAACUGGGGGGGUUUGAUGCCCCCGUGCCACAGCAGCAGCACAGCGCCCCCCAGCUGCAGGAGGUCAGUCCUGACCAGCCGUCUCUGAGCCCGGAGGAGCUGCUGCUGGCUGUCAGCAGGAUCAAGCAGGAGAGAUCCGACACGCCUCCGGCUGAGGAGAGCGGAGGAGCGGAGGAGGCCAGAGCGGACGUGGAGCUGCAGUCCUCCAGGAGCGGCGCGCUGUGCUACCUGAGCGCAGGAGGCGGUCUGGUUCCGGGGCUGCAGUCGUACCUGCUGGCCGGCGCCGGGCGGUCCAGUCCGGGAGGGUCCAGCGUCCCCACUGACUCGCCUCCCUCCCAACCGCCAACCGAGGAGGAACUGGAGGAGGAUUACUAUGGCAACGCAGUUCAUCCGGGACUGUACCAGCACAUCUAUGGUCACACUGGAAACCCUUACAUUCAGGAAAAGCUGGAGCUGCUGCCCCUCCCAUUGGCUAAUGAACGCCGGCCCUGCGUUCUGGUUGGCCGGGACAACAUGGCUCUGCCCGCCAGCCUGAUCAGCCAGAUCGGCUACCGGUGCCAUCCGUCGCUCUACGCCGAGGGGGAUCCUGGAGAGAAGGUGGAGCUGGUGGCAGGUUCAGGUGUGUUCAUGACGAGAGGUCAGCUGAUGAACUGCCACCUUUGUGCCGGGGUCAAACACAAGGUGCUGCUCCGGAGGCUGUUGGCCACGUUCUUCGACAGAAACACCCUGGCCAAUAGCUGCGGAACAGGGAUUCGCUCGUCCACCAACGAUCCGAGUCGGAAGCCUCUGGACAACCGAGUGUUAAACACGGUCAAAUUGUACUGUCAGAACUUUGCUCCCAACUUCAAGGAAAGUGAGAUGAACGUCAUUGCUGCUGACAUGUGUACAAACGCUCGCAGAGUCCGUAAGCGCUGGCUCCCAAAGAUCCAGUCGCUCCUCCCUGAUGGCCUCCCUUCCUCUGCAUCAUCCCACCCCCGUAAGGGGAAGAGAGGAGGAGCAGGAGGAGCAGGAGGAGCAGGAGGAGCAGGAGGAGAGCGGCCCAGUGGCAGCCCCUUUGAGCUGGACUUGCGGCAGCUCAGCGCCUCCUACCUCAGCCUGGAGGCGCCGGUCUACACGGAGCGUCGUGAGAGGGAGGCGGCAGGGGAGAAGGAGAAGGAGGCCCACCUUCCUCACCUGCAGUUCGCCGGCUCUCGGGGAGGAGAAGGGGGGCCGGAGGAGGAGGAGGGGCCGAUGGGGGGGGAGGCAGAUGGGGAGGAGAAGCAACAGACUGAACAGCCCCCAGACCUGCCCCUCUCCCUGUCCUCCUCCCUGUCCUCCUCCUCCUCCUCCACCUCCUCCUCACACCCCUCCCCUCAGCCUGCAGAGUCCGCCCCCCCUCACAGGGGAUUGGCUGACACAGAUAUGAGGGGGGAUGGGCCUACGGAAGACAGCCAAUAAGCAUCCUAAUGCAUCUGCCUACCUGUCUGUAAAUAAAACAAUAGCUACCUGGCUCCACCUCUCCGUCUACCUCCCAGUCCACCUGUGUGUCUCCACCUGUGUGUCUCCACCUGUGUGUCUCCACCUGGGGUCUUCCUGUUUGGUCACAUAUUUAUUCACUUGCCCCACUUUUCAGCCUUGACUCUGUCUGUCUACCUCUGAUCUUUUAUUUGUCCUUCAGUUCAUCCACCUCUACCUCACUUCCUGUCCACCUUUCUCUCCCUCUACCUCACUUCCUGUUCACCCGUCUCUCCCUCUACCUCACUUCCUGUCCACCCGUCUCUCCCUCUACCUCAUUUCCUGUCCACCUGUCUCCCCCUCUACCUCACUUCCUGUCCACCUGUCUCUCCCUCUACCUCACUUCCUGUCCACCUGUCUCUCCCUCUACCUCACUUCCUGUCCACCUGUCUACCUCUGCUCCUGUCUGUCCACCUGUCCGUCUGCUUGGCUCUGCUGCAUGUCGACAGCCUUCUGCAGUCCAGCACACAGGCCCAUAGCAACAGGACUGAUGAAGAUGAUGAUGACUAUACUCUUUGAUGAUGAUAAUAAAGCUUGUUGAUGCUCAGGUUUCUUUGAGUCGA
Poecilia latipinna (sailfin molly) is the source of this 3449-nucleotide messenger RNA. Its product is annotated as nucleus accumbens-associated protein 2. The record is from RefSeq and is a predicted model, not a curated record. The transcript has 9 exons. Gene Ontology annotation, molecular function: protein binding; RNA polymerase II cis-regulatory region sequence-specific DNA binding; DNA-binding transcription factor activity, RNA polymerase II-specific. Bases 931 to 2829 code for a protein of 632 amino acids. NCBI's taxonomy places the organism in Eukaryota, Metazoa, Chordata, Actinopteri, Cyprinodontiformes, Poeciliidae. Gene Ontology annotation, biological process: regulation of transcription by RNA polymerase II.